Molecule: messenger RNA, 3453 nt
Organism: Thalassophryne amazonica
Lineage: Eukaryota; Metazoa; Chordata; Actinopteri; Batrachoidiformes; Batrachoididae
Product: sestrin-1-like
Exons: 10
Coding region: 162-1802 (546 amino acids)
Biological process (GO): regulation of response to reactive oxygen species; negative regulation of TORC1 signaling; cellular response to L-leucine
Cellular component (GO): nucleus
Molecular function (GO): oxidoreductase activity, acting on peroxide as acceptor; L-leucine binding
Source: RefSeq, a predicted model, not a curated record
UUUAUGUCAAUCAAAUGUUUACCCUCGAGCGGUUGUCGCCUUUUUUUCUUCCCUGAAACUGGUCAGUGUUAUGUCAAGGCGUCCUGUAGCAGAAGCCCCGCGUUAAAGAAUGUGAAUAAAUUUGUUACAAGGCAGCACAACCAUCAGCCAGACCUCAAAAUAUGGACGUGCAGAACCAGGAGUGUCUGGGGAGAUGGGAUGGGCUGGGCAGCCGGGAUCCCAGCUCCAGAACGGCAGCCAUGGAGCAUAUCCGCCAGGAGGUUAUGAGGAGGGUGGAGGUGAUUGAACCUAUCCUGCCAUCGGACCCCUCACCCCCAGUGACGGGGAGCCCCCCCACCAGUGACCUGAAUGACACCUUGGCUCACCUCCUCAUGCUCUCCAAACGAUGUCCGUUUGAAGACGUCAGAGAAAGAUGCCUUCAUCUUCUGCAAGUUGUCCAGGAUUUGGGAGUGAGGAUCCCAAGACCACUGGGUAACGGACCAAGCAGAUUUAUCCCUGAAAAAGAGAUUCUUCAAGUCAGUAAAGUGGACUCCAGGACGCAGUCGAUAUUUGAGGAUGCUUUUGCAGCCCUCGGUCGCCUUGACAACAUUUCCCUGGUGAUGGGCUUCCACCCGCGGUACCUGGAGAGUUUUCUCCGGACACAGCACUACCUGUUGCAGAUGGAUGGACCCCUGCCUUUGCACUACCGGCACUACAUCGGCAUUAUGGCAGCAGCUAGACACCAGUGCUCCUACCUGGUCAACCUGCAUGUGAAUGAUUUCCUCCAGGUUGGAGGGGAUCCCAAGUGGCUGAACGGGCUCGAUGAAGCGCCGCAGAAGCUGCAGCAGCUUGGCGAGAUCAAUAAAAUCCUGGCUCAUCGACCCUGGCUGCUCACGAAGGAACACAUUGAGCAUCUUCUGAAGGCAGAGGAACACAGUUGGUCCUUAGCAGAGCUGAUUCACGCAGUCGUCCUCCUCACGCACUACCAUUCCCUCGCCUCCUUCACCUUCGGUUGCGGCAUCACUCCAGAGAUCCACUGCGACGGCGGCCACACAUUCAGACCCCCCUCCCUCAGCCAGUAUUGUGUGUGUGACAUUGCCAAUGGCAACGGCCAUGCUAAUCACCACAAUGACCCGCUAGGCGACGAGGAGAUGUGCGGCGAGGUGGAGGUGUUGAUGGAGCGGAUGAAGAAGCUGCAGGAGUGUCACGAUGAUGAGGCCAGUCAGGAGGAGAUGGCGACUCGCUUCGAGAGAGAGAAGACUGAGAGCAUGUUGGUGGGGACGGCCGAGGAUGAGGAGUGCGUCCCUUCCAGAGACAUCUCCCGGCACUUUGAGGACCCCAGCUAUGGCUACAAGGACUUCUCCAGGAGGGGAGAACACGUGCCCACAUUCAGAGCCCAGGACUACAGCUGGGAGGACCAUGGUUUCUCUCUGGUCAACCGACUUUACCCUGAUGUUGGUCAGAUGCUGGAUGAGAAGUUCCAGAUGGCCUACAAUCUGACGUACAACACUAUGGCAACGCACAAGGAUGUGGACACCAGCAUGCUGCGCCGGGCAAUCUGGAACUACAUCCACUGCAUGUUCGGCAUCAGAUACGAUGACUACGACUACGGGGAGAUAAACCAGCUUCUGGACCGUAGCUUUAAGAUCUAUAUAAAAACCACGGUGUGUAGUCCUGAGAAAACCACCAAACGAAUGUAUGAGAGUUUUUGGAGGCAGUUUCAACACUCCGAGAAGGUCCACGUUAAUCUGCUUCUUAUGGAAGCACGCAUGCAAGCAGAACUUCUUUACGCCCUGAGAGCGAUCACCCGCUACAUGACAUGAAGUGCUUUUAGUGUUUUUAUCAUUGUCUUUUUACUGUCAUUGUAGUAGCUCAUUAUGUGACAUUUCAAAGAAAAAAAAAAAAUCCACCUUGGGGGGGCGGGUGUUCAAAUAAUAAUGUGGAGAAGAUGUGAAAAGCUCUGAUCUGUGACGAUGCUGGUCUGUGUGUUCAACGGAUGCUGAAAGAGGAUCAGAACAAAAAAAGAAGAAAGGGGGGAAAAAAAAAGACUUUUUGAAGAAACGUCAUCUCAAAAGUACAAGCGGAUAAAUUGUUGUUGCUUGCAGUGCCAAAACUGACCAAGAGAGGGCAGCCUGGUGCAGAGCCAGUGCUGUGAGGAGUCUGCCAGCACUGACACUGGAAGCGUCCAGGACAAUGUUUCAGUAUUCCAAUGUGCAACACGCAGGUUGCCAAUUUCUUUGUUUUCUGGGGGGAACGAAGACUCAAAAGCAAAAUCCCCAGAAAGCUGUGCGGUCACAAAGAAAUCCGCACUUUGAUUCUUUCAUCACUGUUAUUUCUUUAAAAUCUUUUUUCCGUUUUGUGUGAAGUGGAUGCUGUUGUUAGCGGCAACGGGGGCGGAAUCAUUACAGGGCCGUUUUUGUUUUUGUUUUAAACAUGUGCCUGAACUAUCUAGCACAGUGUGCAAAUGUGCUGAUGCUGCUGCUCCCGUGUUCUAUUCAGCGAGGUCAUAUUGACCUUCAAAUCACCACCUCAGCCCCUAUCCACUAAAAAUCCACUGCAUUACCCCCCACCGCCUUCCCAGAUUUCAAACGUCUAAGUAAGCUAAUCCACGGUCUGUGAAGACCAUGAGAAACUUCGGUGAACAAUGUCUGAGCCCGUCUUAAGUUUGUUUGUGCGGAUGAUUUUGUGUUCAUGAUGACUGAGGUGUGGCCGAAUGUGUUGUGUGUAUUUUCUGGAAUGAUGGCGAUGGAUGGCGGGAAUACAUCUUUGAAUUUCAUGUGUCAAAAAAAAAAAAAAGGCGAGGCAUUCUGAAGGAAAGACUUCUUGCUUCUGCUGUAGCUCUGAUAUUGUGAUGUUUGUAGUUUCUUUUGUGAUGUCUUGUUUUUCUAGCAAAAGGGUGAGGUCAACUAAAAAAACAAAACAAAAAAGGAACCAGGUUUUCCAGGCGGGGAGGGCGAGGGGAUUUGCUUCCAGUUGCUCCGACCACUCCCACCUGUCUUCCGUUCACCCUCAAACUUUCUAAGAUUUUGGAUUGUGAAUUUUACCAGUAAAUAAAUACCUCUUGUGUCUUUCCUCUAUAAAAUAUUUAAGAAGUGCUCUUUGGAUAGUAGAGACUCUUUCCGCGUUCCCGUUGCUAGGGGACCGUACUGGCCCACCAGUUUGGAGCACGCUGGUGUAGUUGUGCUUAUUUCUCCGCUGGUGAAGUCUAGCAGAGGUGUGACUCCUCUGUCUUGUUUACUAAACCAGUAAAGUACUGCGUGCUUCUGAGAGUGUAUUGAGAGAACUGGGACAGGUGAAUGACUGAUUGACCUAUCGAUUGAAGAAGAGGGUGUUUUAGAAUAGAAUGGUACAUUUGGAAGUGAUUUGAGAGGAAGUGGAGUUUUUUUCCCUCCCCCGCAACAUCUGACUGAUGUCAGUUACUGACACUUUGUUUUUUUUUUAUAUAUAAAAAUGUUAAAAAGUUAAUUAAAAAAA